This is a messenger RNA of Caenorhabditis remanei, 9324 nucleotides long. RefSeq lists its product as uncharacterized. Lineage: Eukaryota; Metazoa; Nematoda; Chromadorea; Rhabditida; Rhabditidae. The record is from RefSeq and is a predicted model, not a curated record. The transcript is spliced from 13 exons. Bases 1 to 9324 code for a protein of 3107 amino acids.
AUGAGGAGGCUCUGGCUAGGUCUUCUAGCUGUGAGCAGCGUUGUGCUCGCAGCUUGGAAUGCCUCAGAUGAUGCGUCGAUAUGGGAAAAUUAUGUGGAAGACUCGAAUUAUCACGAAUUUAUGAGCACCGAAAGCGAACGAGGAUUGUUCCCAAACAUCUUCAAUUUGGCAACGAACUCUCUGAUUAUGUCAACAGCAACAUGCGGACAAUACUCAACAGAAGAAUAUUGUAAGCUAGUCGAACACGUUCUUCUUCGAAAAACAACGAACACUCAGUCACCUCAAUGUGAUAUUUGUGAUGCAAACAACGUUCAUAAACGGCAUCCGAUCGAGUACGCAAUCGAUGGAACCAGAAGAUGGUGGCAAUCUCCUUCGUUGGCAAAUGGAUUGGAUUACGAGAAAGUGAAUAUCACAAUUGAUUUGAGGCAAGAAUAUCAAGUGGCUUAUGUCAUUAUCAAGAUGGGAAAUGCACCGAGACCUGGAACAUGGGUGUUGGAGAAGUCAUUGGACGGAGAGAACUAUGAACCAUGGCAGUACUUUGCAAUGCAAGACGCUGAGUGUAUGAGACAAUUCGGAAUUCCUGCCACUACAGGAGUGCCGAGAUUCCAAAGAGAUGAUGAGGUUCAUUGUACUUCUGAAUAUUCAAAGAUCACUCCGUUAGAAAACGGAGAAAUUCACACUUCAUUGGUAAAUGGAAGACCGGGAGCCGAGAAGCCAAGUCUCGAAUUACAAAAGUUUACGAGAGCAAGAUUUGUGAGACUGAGACUUGUUUCACCGAGAACUCUGAAUGCAGACUUGAUGAUUAUUAAUAAGAAAUCUCAUUCUUUGGAUAAAUCUGUGACAAUGAGAUAUUUCUACUCAAUUUCUGACAUUUCAAUUGGAGGUCAAUGUAUUUGUUAUGGUCAUGCUGAGAGUUGUCCAAGUGAUCCAGUUACUGGUCAAUUCAAAUGCGAAUGCCGUCACAAUACUUGCGGAGAGUCAUGUAAUCGUUGUUGCCCACUUUUUAAUCAACUUCCAUGGAAACCUGGAACCAACUCUCAUCCGAAUGUCUGCCAACAAUGUCAAUGUUUCAAUCAUGCUCACACUUGUGUUUAUGAUGAAGAAUUGGAUAGAAAUAAGUGGUCAAUUACACCGGAAGGAGUGUAUGAAGGAGGUGGAAGAUGUCUAGAAUGUACUCAUAACACAGAGGGAUUCAAUUGUGAAAGAUGUAAAGAUGGAUAUUAUAGACCGUCCGGAAUGUCACAUUACAGAGAAGACGCGUGCCGUACUUGUGAAUGCGAUCCAGUCGGAAGUGUAUCUGAUGCCUGUGUUCGAGAUGAUCAAAGUGCUGAAAACGGUCAAAAACCAGGAGAUUGCAUUUGUAAACCAGGAUUCGGAGGAAGACGUUGUGAGAGAUGUGCUCCAGGAUACCGUAACCAUCCAACUUGUGAACCAUGUCCAUGCAAUCGUGCUGGAAGUGUUAACUUCGAUACGUGUGAUGGAGCAAGUUGUCAGUGUAAAGCGAAUGUUGAGGGAAUCUAUUGUGAUAGAUGUAAAGCUGGAACAAUUCAUUUAUCUGCUUCGAAUCAAUUGGGUUGUCAAGCAUGUUUCUGCUUUGGAUUAACGAAUAAUUGUACUCAAACCGAAUGGAAUACUGCACAAAUCACGAAUAAUGUUGGAUGGAAUUUGACUGAUUUGACUGGCGGAAAAGAUGUGAAACCAGAAGUUGAGAAUGGAGAAGUACUCAUGUUCAAUGCGAAUCAAAACCAAGAUCGAAGUCUGUAUUAUUGGAAAGCUCCAGAGAGUUUCAAGGGAAAUAUGUUGAACAGUUAUGGAGGAUAUCUUCAUUAUUAUGUAUACUACGUUCCCACUGAACAAGGUGCUCAAGUGCCAGUUCCAGAUGUCUCAAUUGAGGGAAAUGGGAUUAAAGUUGAGUAUUACUCGAGAAUUGAAUUCCUUCCUAGAGAGAAUAUGACAGUGACAAUUCCAAUUCGAGAGGGCAAUGGAUGGUACAAUGCGGCGACUCGGAAUGCAGUUGACAAGGCCGAUUUGAUGAGAGCAUUGGCUCAUGUUGACAAGUUUAUGGUCAGGGCGAUGUAUCAACAACUGCAAUUACAGUCGAGUAUCUUCGGAUUGUCUUUGGAUACAGCUGUCCCUGCUCCAGAUGAGAUUAUUGAAGAUGACAAUUCUCUGAGCGCUUUGAGUUAUCACAAUCAGGAUACAUUGAUGAGAGGAGUGGAAGUUUGUCAGUGUCCGGAGAACUUUGGAGGAAAUAGUUGUGAAUCUUGUAAAAAAGGAUACAGAAGAGUGAACGAUCAGUUGUAUGGAGGACGGUGUGAGAAGUGUAAUUGUGAAGGACACUCGGAUGAAUGUGAUCCAUUCACAGGAGAAUGUAUUAAUUGUCAACACAAUACAACUGGAAGUCGAUGUGAAAGAUGUCAACCUGGAUUCUAUGGAAAUCCAUCUCUCGGUGGAGAACUUGGUGCCUGCUGGCCUUGUGAAUGCCCGAGCCUUGACAACAAUCGAUCACCGGAAUGCAUGAUGACUGAAUUGAUUGUGUCCGGAGCAGCGGCUGCGAAUGAAGAUGAUUACGUGUGUACGGCUUGUGAACGUGGAUACGAAGGCAACAAAUGUGAGCAUUGUUCUGAUGGCUUCUUUGGGGAUCCGAUGAAUGGAACCUGCGAGGAAUGCACCUGCAAUGGAAACAUUGACCCGAUGGGAAUAGGAAAUUGCGACACGGAAACUGGAAAAUGUCUGAAAUGUAUUGGACACACAACUGGAGAUUCAUGUGAAGUCUGCAAAGAGAAUCACUGGGGAAAUGCUCAAUUACACACGUGUAAACCAUGUGGAUGUCAUACCCAAGGAGCAGUCAAUCCACAAUGUAACGAAGAAAAUGGAGAAUGUGAAUGCAAGGAGAACUACAUUGGAACUCAAUGCGAUAGAUGCAAAGAGAAUCAUGGAGACGUGGAUAAUGGAUGCCCUGCGUGUGAUUGUAAUGAGACGGGAAGUAUUGGGACGGACUGUGAUCAAGUCAGUGGACAAUGUAACUGUAAACAGGGAGUAUUUGGAAAACAAUGCGAUCAAUGCAGACCUUCUUACUUCAAUUUCACUGAUGCCGGAUGCCAGUUUUGUCAUUGCAAUAUUUACGGAUCGAUCGAAGAUGGAAAAUGUGAUCAAGUCAGUGGAAAGUGUGAAUGCAGAGAGAAUGUCGAAGGAACAAUGUGUGAGAAAUGUGCUGAUGGAUAUUUCAAUAUCACAAGUGGAGAUGGCUGUGAAGACUGUAAUUGUGAUCCAACUGGUUCUGAAGAUGUCUCUUGUAACCUGGUAACCGGUCAAUGCGUCUGCAAACCAGGUGUCACUGGCACAAAAUGCGACAAAUGUCUUCCGAACUUCUACGGACUCACCAACGAAGGAUGUUCUGAAUGUGAGCCUUGCCCUGCUCCAGGACAAGUUUGUGACCCAUUGGAUGGAAGUUGUGUCUGUCCACCGAAUACAGUUGGAGAAAUGUGUGAGAAUUGUACGACGAAUGCAUGGGAUUACCAUCCACUGAAGGGAUGUAAACUGUGUGAUUGUUCGGAUAUUGGAAGUGACGGAGGAAUGUGUAACACACUCACGGGACAGUGUAAAUGUAAGCAAGCUUACGUUGGAUUGAAGUGUGAUCUCUGUACUCAUGGAUUCUUCAACUUCCCAACUUGCGAGCCAUGUGGAUGUAAUGCGGCUGGAACUGAUCCAUUGCAGUGUAAAGAUGGACAAUGUUUGUGUAAUGAAUUGGGAGAAUGCCCGUGCAAGAAAAACGUCCGUGGUCAAAAAUGUGACGAAUGCGCGGAAGGAACGAUCAGCUUGGAUGCUUCGAAUCUCAAGGGAUGUACUGAGUGUUUCUGUUUCAAUCGCACCGCCACUUGCGAGCAAUCAAGUCUCGUUUGGCAACAAAUGUAUGCGGAAGAUCGAAGAGCCGUUUUCCAAGAACCAUGGGAGUUCUACAGUAAGAAACAUAAUAUAAAUCUUCUUAGAAGCUCUCCAUCCCACUUCAACAGCUACCCAACCGAUGCGACUCCUCUCUAUUGGCCCCUCCCCACUACAAUGCUAGGGGACAGAUCGACAAGUUACAAUGGAUUUUUGAGAUUCAAAAUCUGGAAUGAGGAUAAUAGACGAGGAUUACAUGGAAUACGCCCGGAUCAACAGUACUUCAGAUACUUCCCUCAAGUGAUCAUUGUUGGAAAUAAUCGAAUUGAAUUGGAACAUAUUCCAACAGAAAUAAAUGAGGAUGGCAUUUAUAAGAUUAGAAUCCACGAAUCCGAAUGGCGUGCCCGUCACUCUCCAGAAUUGAGUCUUACCCGUAAACAGCUGAUGGUUGCUCUCCAGAACGUCCAGGGAAUUUAUGUGCGUGGAAGCUAUAAUUAUCCAGCAAGAGGGGACGCUAUCAAUAUUCAAGAAAUCUCUUUGGAUGUCGCUGUUCCUGAAUCCAAAAUCGUUGCUGGUCUAUCCACUUCAAAAGCUAUUGGAGUUGAGAAAUGUUCUGGUUGUCCACAAGGAUAUUCUGGUCUUUCUUGCCAGAAUCCAGACGAGGGAUACUGUAGAAAGAAGCAUCGAGAUUACUUGAAUCAAGCGGACGACCUUGCAUUAAUCGGAUGGAGUGAACCAUGUUCUUGUCACGGGCAUUCUCAGACAUGUAACCCGGACACGUGUGUUUGUACUGAUUGUGAGCACAACACAUUCGGAGAUUUCUGUGAACAUUGUCUCCCUGGAUACAUUGGAGACGCGAGGGAAGGCGGGGCAAACGCAUGUACUAAGUGUGCCUGUCCACUGGUUGAGAACUCAUUCAGUGACUCUUGUGUAGCUGUUGAUCAUGGUAGAGGAUAUGUCUGUAAUGCCUGUAAACCUGGAUACACUGGACAAUAUUGUGAGACUUGUGUAGCUGGGUACUAUGGAGAUCCACAACAUAUCGGAGGAACUUGCACUCCCUGUGACUGUCAUCCAGAUGGAUCACUUCAUGGAGCAUGUAAUCCGCUGACUGGACAAUGUGAAUGUAAACCUGGAGUGACUGGAAGAACUUGUUCAAUGUGUCAAGAGAGACAUGCAUUCAUCAAUAGAGUGUGCACUUCUUGCGACCAAGGAUGUUAUCUGCCACUUAUGAUGACAAUGGAUGAUAUGGAGGAACAUCUUGGACGACAGAAUUUCACUGGAUUGAAACCGAUUCCAUGGAAAAGAGUAUGGAGAAUUGGAAAUGAAUCUCAAGACUUGGCUGCUUUUGUCGGAGGAAUUGAUAAAGAUGGAGAGAUUGUGAAGGAUAGUAAAUGGGCAAAAGAUGCAUUUGGACUAUUGGAUGAAGUGAAUUUCCAAACUGGGCGAUCCAAUAAAUCUGCUGUUUCGAUCAAGCAGUUCACGGAUAUCGCUGAGAAAUUGAUUCUCGAUGCCCAGAUUUACUACGCCAACGCUUUCAAUACUACGAAUUUCCUGAAAAUGUUUGCCGAGCAUGGAGCAACAACAGUCGGUGGAGCUGCAUUGGAUGGGAUGCUGAUGGAAGCGGAAGCUCAUUUAAAUGCAACUGUUGAACGAGGAGAAUAUAUUGAGAAACGGCACAAUAGAGCUCAACAGGAACAUCAGAAGGCAGAGGAACUAUUGAAAUUGGUGACUGCACAGAAAUUGAAUGAGACAAUUUUCGAGGACUUGAAGAAUAGAAUCGAUGUUUUGGAGCAGUGGAUGAAUGAUUAUAGAGAAACAAUCUACGAUAUCGCGAAGAAAGAAACGGCAGAUGCAGAAAGAAUGAGUAAUGUUGUUGGAAAACGAAUUGAUAGAUAUAAGGAAGUGUCGAAUGAAAUUGAGAAAAUACGAGUGGAAGCUGAAGAUCAGAUUGCAUUUUCAAGGAAUGCGAUUGAGAAAGCUAGAUCUGAGGAAUUGAUGAAUAUGGUCGAGGAUAAGGAAAAGAUUAAUAUGACUUUGACCGAGUUGCCGGAAUUGGUCGAGAAGUGUCAGAAUAUCACUUUAUUAUAUUCCCAACUAAUUGAUGAAUACGACGAGGAAUAUGUCCAAGCUUCCAACAAACAUGCAUCUGAACUUGAAAUACAAGCUCAAAAAAUUGUUGAUCGUUUCACAGAAACAAGAACUGAAACUGAGAAUCCACUGAAAGCAUCUCACGCUUAUGAGAAUAUCGUCGAAGCACUCAAGAAUGCAACUGAAGCAGUCGAUUCAGCUGCAGCUGCAUCUGAGGCAGUGUCGAAGAUGUUGGCUUCUGAUUCAGGAGAUGGGAAUGAAGAAAGUUUGGCUAGUCAAUUGGCAAGAUUGAGAAAUGGAAGUUCUGUUGAUGACGUGGAUACGAAAAGUGCUGCAGAACAAGUGGAGCAGCUGAGAAAAGAGAGGAAGGAGUUGAUGGAUCGUCUCGGAUACGUGAAUGAAAUGAAAAUUGAUAUCGUGAAAAGACUUGGAGUAAUCAAGAAUGAAGCGUCUUCAUGGGAUGAUAAACACGAUCGAAUGCAUUCUGUGUUGAAGAAUGGAGCGAAGACAGCGCAUGAAAGAUCAGCAAAUGUGAAGAAAGAGUCAGAAGCAAUCAAAAAUGAAAUCACAGCGGUGAAAGCAGAAGUAGAGAAACUGAUGAACAGUACUUCCAGUGGAGUUCAAGAAGAUAUGGAGAAGAUUCGAUCAUCUCGAACUGGAAUGGAAUAUGGAGCCCAGAGACUCUCAAAAGUUGGAAAACUAAGUACAGCCAAUCAGGGAAGAGCUGACAAAAUGGCUAGAAACAUUGCUCUUCUGAAAGAUAAAAUCGAGCAGGCGAGAGAAAAAGCUUAUCAAAUCCGACUUUCUUUGAAUUCCGGAGAGCGUGGACUCUGCAAAAGAUCCUAUAUUUCACCAGCAUCUCCUUCACCAAUCAAUUCCUUCCACAUCUCGUACCGCCCAUUACAACGUGUUUCUGAUGCUGUUGUAUUGGUAAGUAAAACGAAAGGAAGACGAACUCAAGCAUCUGAAUAUGUGGCUGUGGAGAUCAGAGAUCAACGAGUUGUAGUCCAUUGGGAUAUCGGAUCUGGAAAGAAAAUGAUAACGAAUAGUCAUCCGAUCAAUUAUGUUCCUUCCAAUGAUCGUGUCACUUGGUAUCAUAUCGAUAUAUUGAGAAUAGGAAAUGCUCUCAAUCUGACUGUUGCACUCAAAGAAAGUUAUGAUGGAGGAUUCAAGCCACGUGGUGCUCCGGUGUCUGUAUUUGUUGGAAAUUCAAAUGAUGAUAAUUCAAUUUUCAACACAAUUCCUGGAGAGACUACUGUUGACGUGGGAACUGAUGAACCAACGGCUUCUGAUAUCGGACUCAUCACUCAUAAAUUCAGUGGAAUUGUCGGUGGAUUGAGAAUCGAUGAAGUGCCAUUACCCCUCUGGUCAUUCGAAUCAACUACUGGAGAAUGUGAAGGAGCAACUGCCCCACCGAAGACAUCUCAAAGAGGAUAUCUGUUCCGUGAUGGAUUUGCAGAGGUCUCUAUGAUGGUCUCAGAGAGAACUAUGUCUGCAAUCACUGUCAUUUUCAAUGCAUUCUCUCCAAACGGAUUACUGUACUUCCGUGGAAGUGAGAACAGUGGAGACUUCGUGGCAAUCUAUUUGAAUGAUGGAAAAGUUAUAUUCAAGAUCAAUUUGGGAGGUGGAUCGACUGCCGAGCUAGCUUCUCAGAAUGUGUAUAAUGACGGAAAGGAACAUACAGUGAAGGCGAUUCGAACUGGAAGUGAGAUGUAUCUUCAAGUGGAUUCAGAUGCCGAUAGAUUCAAUACAGUGAUUACUGGAGAGAAUACGGCAUUGAACAUUGAUAAUGAACAACACUAUGUUGCUGGAGUCCCGAUGACUUUGAAUAAAGAGAAAUUCUCGGAUUACUCGAUUAAUUGGAAUGGAUUUAUUGGAUGUAUUCUGACUGUGAAACCAUCUCAAGUCGGAGAACUUGAUUUGGAUCAUCCAGAACAUUCUCAAGGAAAAUCAGAUGGAUGUUCAUUCGAAACGUCGACGGACAAGACAAUUGGAUUCCCGAAACCUGGAUUUUUGAUCACAAAUGGAGUAUCAAUUGAUAACAAUUCAACGUUUGGAUUCUCAUUCCGAACCCGCGAAGAGAAUGGAACACUCAUCUAUCAGUCAUCAAAACUACAAAAAGUAACGAAGAGAGACACUGAAUCCGAUGGACAAGGAUACAUGGCAUUCUACUUGUUCCGUGGAUAUCUUGUUCUUCACUUCGGAAAAGAUGCUUCGUCGAGAAAAGAAGUCGUCACUUUCCGAUCAACUCAUGCGUAUAAUGAUGGACAAGUUCAUGCAGUUUUUAUGUCGAGAAGUGGGAAGACAAUCUCUGUGAAAGUUGACGACAAGGAAAUAGGAGAAAGUCAGACUCUUCCGGAUGAAUCUCCAGUUGGAACAUCAUCUGGUCGUUUGAUUCUCGGUGGAUUCAGUGACGAUCUCAAGCCUCCAAACAACGAGAUUCCAAUCACUUCCUUCUUUAUCGGAUGUAUUUCUGAUGUAUUCCUGAACAUGAAGCGUGUUUCCUUGACUCCUGAGAAACAUAAUGCUCAAAUUGGAAUGUGUACUUUGGAUGAGAGUAAUGGAAUGGUACCAAUUGAUGAUCCAAUUGAUGGAGAUGGCCAUAAUGGACAUAGGAAAGCAUCGAAAUUGAGCUUCGAAGCAACAAACCGCAACUACUAUGAAGUCUCUACGCAAGCAUCUCAUCUCGUUAUGAAUCCAAACGGAAACGAGGAAAGUCAGCCAACAACUGGGGAAAAGACAUGUGAAACAUCAAUUGGAUCUCUACGUGGAGCUGUUAGAUACGGAUUAUCGAAGUCUUCACACAGUAGAAUCAAUUUCGAAGCUCCUUAUCCGAAUAUUACAGAUUUUACUGUAAAAUUAUCGCUUCAAACUGAAUCUUCGAAUGGAAUGAUCUGGGCAUGGGCAAACUACAAAAACUACACUCGUUACAUUUUCCUUGAUUUGAUUGAUGGAUUCGCAACUCUUGAAGUGAAAGGACACAAACAACCGAAGAUUUUGAAGCAUUUGGGACGUCGUCUGAAUGAUGGACAAUGGCAUGAUGUGGUUGUGGAGAAAAGAAAUAGAUCAUUGAAGUUACGAAUCGAUUCGUUGGAAUCUGUUGAAAUGACUGAUUGUCCAACUCCUAAAGUUAUGAAAAAACGAGUUUAUGUGGGAGGAGUCAUUUCGAGACAUAGAAGACAAUUUGGACUAACAACACCUGGAUUUGAUGGAUGUAUUCGAGAUUUUGAGAUGAACAACAAAAUAUAUGACAAUUUGGAUGAGCCAUCAAUUUCCAAGAACGUGAUGCCCUGCGCCAAAGCAUGUAAACUCAAGAGAUCAUCGAAAUCUAAAAGAAAACGGGAUUCUCAAUAA